AUGACUGAACCAUCAGAAAAAAACAAUUCCACGCAAGAGGAACACCCAGGUCAAAGUUCUCCUGAGAAAAGCUGUCCAAUUGGGCAGAAGCAGCUGCAACAGAUCGAGAGGCAGUUAAAAUGUUUGGCAUUUCAAAACCCUGGACCACAGGUAGCAGACUUUAAUCCUGAAACAAGGCAGCAGAAAAAGAAAGCCCGGAUGUCAAAGAUGAAUGAGUACUUUUGUGCAAAACACAAAGUGAUGAGGAAGUAUGACAAGAGCGGCCGUCUCCUCUGUAACGACGCCGACCUGUGUGACUGCCUGGAGAAAAACUGCCUGGGUUGCUUUUACCCCUGCCCCAAAUGCAACUCCAACAAGUGUGGGCCGGAAUGCCGCUGCAACCGACGCUGGGUGUAUGACGCCAUCGUCACGGAAUCUGGAGAGGUCAUCAGCGCGCUGCCGUUCAGCGUUCCUGACUAG
Condylura cristata (star-nosed mole) is the source of this 459-nucleotide messenger RNA. RefSeq names its product ADP-ribosylation factor-like 14 effector protein-like (gene ARL14EPL). The transcript is spliced from 3 exons. NCBI's taxonomy places the organism in Eukaryota, Metazoa, Chordata, Mammalia, Eulipotyphla, Talpidae. Bases 1 to 459 code for a protein of 152 amino acids. The record is from RefSeq and is a predicted model, not a curated record.